This is a messenger RNA of Eimeria acervulina, 3765 nucleotides long. Its product is annotated as SRS47A, putative. Gene Ontology annotation, molecular function: protein kinase activity; ATP binding. The transcript has a single exon. Bases 1 to 3765 code for a protein of 1254 amino acids. The record is from RefSeq and is a predicted model, not a curated record. Gene Ontology annotation, biological process: protein phosphorylation. NCBI's taxonomy places the organism in Eukaryota, Apicomplexa, Conoidasida, Eucoccidiorida, Eimeriidae.
AUGACGGAAAACCCAAGUGCCUCACCUAUCUCGCUACCACCCACUGGUUGUGCGUGGAAGCGGCAGUCUGCUGCGUCGCAGGAGGAAGGCUCUGCGGCUCCCAACAGUCUUCUGGAGCGGUGGCUGCAGCGUCAGGCAGCCGCAUGCGGAAGCAAACCACAGCCAACACAGCACAAACACAAACAAAGCAUACGCCAAAAAUUCCUUCAGCUGAAGGAAGCAAUAUUCUCCGCCGAACCAGGCGUAAAGGACCUGCUUGCCCCUGCAGCAAUACUAACGGGAGAGGCAACACCAACACCGGCAGCAGCAGCAGCGAAGGACUCCGCAGGCCUGCCGUCAACAGACCCUCAACAAGGCAGAACACCAACAGGUGCAGCAGCAAGAACACCAGCAGCAGGCGUAGAUGCUACUGCUGCUGCUGCUUCAAGCUUCAGCGUCGAGAAGAAGUUGGAGAUGUUUAAAGCUGCAGUCCUCCUGAGAAGGAAACGACAGGAGUUCGAAAGGAGACGCAGGCAGAGUCUCAUGGCACUCAUACGACGCGCGCAGCAACAGCAACAACAGCAGCAGCAACAGCAGCAGCAACAGCAGCACGAGGUGGUGGGUGCUUCAGUUAGUGGUAACGAGGGGACCUUAGGGUCCCGGGGAAGCGCCCCGCUGCAGCAGCAAGCAGAGCAGCACAAGAAGCACGAACCGGCAGCUUCCUCGAGGCCCCUUCGCACCAAAUCGUACCGGUGGAAGUGGGGUAGGGAUACAGCGGCACCAGCACCAAAAGCAGCAGCGUCAGCAGAAGCAGCAGCAGCAGGCGGCGGUGCUGCUGCUGCAGAUGCCGCACGUGGGUCUCGUGUGCGGCGGAGUAUCUGUCGGCGCGUGUCUUUUGUGGGGCGCCGAGGCAGCAACACCAGCAGCAGCAACAGCAGCAGCAGCAGCAGGAGGAGUUCGGGCAUAGGUUUUGUCAAGCGUAGGAGUUUGUUGAGUUACGCUGCAUCGCUGCAACGGCAGCAGCUGCUGGGGCCGCAGCGGCUGCGGCUGCUGCGAAGACAACUGGAGGUUGUGGAGUUGUUGGGGGAAGGAGCGAGUGGGUCUGUAUGGAGAGUGAGACAAAAGGGUAGCAAUAAGAUGUUUGCUUUGAAGGUAAUAGCGAAGGAAAGCCCCAAAGAAGACCUCCACGUUGCAUGCGCUCGGCGGUACGCGGAGCGCCACCUGCUGAUGCACGGCGAGGUGUCUAGGCACCUGGUGAGGCUGCAUGCGGCCUUCCAAGACGAGAAGCGUUUGUUCUUGCUGCAGGAGUAUGUGGAGGGGCAGACGCUUCGGGCCCUGCUGCAGCAGAAGGGCUCCCUAGAGGAAACAGAAGCGCGGUUUUUCGCUGCUCAGCUGGCGGAGGCUGUGCAUGCAGUACACCUUCUUGGCUUUCUACACCGAGACAUAAAACCUGAAAAUAUUAUUGUUGAUAAGACAAACCAACUGCGCCUUAUGGACAUGGGGCUGGCAGCAGCGCCACCCCCUUCGCAUGCGCAGCAACGGCGGCGUUCAUCUCAACACACAGCAACAGCUACGCUAGGGGGGUCCCCCACAGCAACGCAGCAACACCCGGAGGGGGCCCUCAGCCCUGAAGCCUCUUGCGAGACACUGCGAGGGGCCCUACAGGGGGCCCCCGGCAGCAGCAGCCGCUGCUGCCUUCACGUGCACGCUGUAAACACACCGGAGUGGGGUAAGGGGACCUCAUGCUGCAUCUUUGGGGGCCCCCGAAGCUCUCCAGGUGACGCAAGCACAUCAUGCAGCUCAGAGGGGCCCCCCUCGUUUGCUAGCUGGCGCCUUCAGCAACUCCUACACACAGAUGAGGGAUCUGCUGUCGGUACCCUCCACUAUAUGGCCCCAGAGGUCGCUCUAGGGGGGCCUCUAAGACACCCUAAAUGCACAAACCAACAAAAAGACCCGGAGGAAACCCAACCAGCUAUCCAACGUCCGCAGCAAGGGGGCCCCCAAAGGAGCCCCCUGCAGCCACAACGAAGGCCCCAAGAGGAUGCUCAAGAAGAGGAAACACAGGUGCCCCCGAAGUGGCCCCCACCGAGGCUCCCAGAGGGGCCCCCAGAGGGCACCCCAAAAAGGCCCUCAGAGGGGCCCUCAGAGGGGCCCCCAGAGGAACCCUCAGGAAGGCCCCCAGAGUCCCAGAAAGACCCUUUUAAGGGGCCCCAGGAGGAGCCUCCUGAGGGGCCCGAGGGGGAGAUUCCUGGUGAGGGGCCCCAGAAGGAGCCUCGUGAGGGGCCCCAGGAGGAGUCUCGAGAGAAUCUCCCCGGAGGGCCCACCGAAAUGCCCAUCAAGGGGCCCCUCUGGGGCACCCACGAAGAAUGUAUGGAGGCUACUGAGCAGGAUUCGCUUGAGGGGUUAAUGAAGGCUGACUGGUGGAGUUUCGGCGCUGUGGUGUAUGAAUGCCUCUUUGGGUUUCCUCCAUUAGGGCGUUUCUCGUUAAAGGCAAAAGGCCAUUGGGCUCGCGAUAAUGAAGGCAUGCAGCAGAGUAACAACCGGAAAGAAUGCCAAUCAGCCAACGCAGCAGCAGCAACAUACGCAGCAGCAGACGCAGACGCAAACGCCGCAAAAGCAGCAGCAGACCAAGCAGCAACAGCAGCAGACGCAGACGCAGCAACAACAACAAUAGAUGCAGAGGCGGACACAGCAGCAGCAACAGCAGACGUAGCAGCAGCAACCGCUGCAGCAGCAAAUGCUGCAGCAGCAAGUGCUGCAGCAGGGGAGGUGGUGAAUAACCCGGAGUUAGUGUUGUGCAUGCUGCGACAAUUUGAGGACUUUAUCGUCCUGCCGCCUCCGCCCUUUGUUAUGACUAGCAGUGGAGCCUGUAAUCAACAGAGAGACAGCAAGAGACACCAGCAGCAGCAACAGGAGCAGGAGCAGCAACAGCAGCAGCGGCAGCCAGCUGUCUCACUGGAGGCAGUAGACUUCUUACGGAAUCUGCUGUGUGCACAGGAGAAGCGCUUUGAGUACAGAGAUAUCAGAAGACACCCCUGGAUGUGCAGGGACACCUCAUCAAGCAAGGACCCAGUGUCUCCUUCCUCUCCUCCGUUCCCCAUUCUCAGCGGCAGCAACAGAAGCAGCAGCACAAGCAGCAACGGAAAGGGAAAUACAAGCAGCAGCAGCAACACCAGCAACAGAAAUAGUAGUAGGCGCAGCAACAGCAGCGACACGAGCGCCAACAGCUGCAACACGGGCGGGAAUACAAACAUCAGUACAAGCGGCAGCAACAGCAGCAACAGCAGCAACGGCAGCAACGGCAGCGAUUGUCCUGCGGUGCAGGAAUCUUCGGCACAGCAGCACAGCAAAAGUGUCUCCUCACAGGAGACGCCUGUCUCUUCUGAGGCAACUGAAAAGAAUUCCUCAGCGAACGGAAGGCGGACGCGCAUGCAGCUUCAAACCAGUAACACGAAAGUAAACCCAGGGCAGUCUCCUGACUCGUUAACACUUCCUGUCUUCUCGGAGUCCCCUGUCUCCUCUUCUUCUGUCUCAUUUGCCCCGCGUCCAUCGUCACCUGCUGCAGCAUCUUGGGGUCUCCUUCCAGAGUCUCCUGCUGCUGAUGCUGCUGCGGGGGUGGGAAUAGGGCCGGCUUGUAUAAAGGAAACAGCUGGAUUUGCAGGUGUCUCUACAGCAGCAACAUGGAAGACAGAUUUUCGUUUUCUUGGGUUCGAGUUCAACCGCCAGCAGCGCGAGGCUGCAGCAGCGCAGCAACGUUUGCGGGAGGCCCUAGAAAAGCAGGCUUAG